AUGAAUCCAAAGAAUAAGCAUGUAGAGUCCAAUUUUGCUUCUUCUCUUUCUUCAUUCAUUUCAAUAUAAAUACUCUUCUCACUCACAUCAACUUCCAAUAUUAUACUCCAUCCAUUUUUUAGAACUUACUAAUUAUAUUCAUUUGCAGAUUUCAUAUUUUAUUCACAUCUCAUUUCUGUGAACACAUAAAAAGUAACUCUUCUUCAACCUUCAAUUCAGAUUCGAUUCUAUUCUAUGGGGGAACAACAACAAAUUGACGGUAAUGUCCUCGCGGCGAAAUCUCUCGCUCAAUUCGGCGUCCACCACAUGUUCGGCGUCGUCGGAAUCCCCGUUACCUCACUCGCCACACGCGCCGUCUCUCUUGGCAUCCGCUUCAUUGCCUUCCACAACGAACAAUCCGCCGGUUACGCCGCUUCUGCUUAUGGUUACCUAACCUCCCGUCCCGGCGUUUUCCUUACCGUCUCCGGUCCCGGUUGCGUCCACGGUCUUGCUGGUUUAUCAAACGCUGCCAUCAAUACCUGGCCUACCGUCAUGAUCUCUGGCUCUUGUAACCAGAACGAUUGCGGUCGUGGCGAUUUUCAAGAGCUUGAUCAGAUCGAAGCGGUUAAGCCUUUCACAAAAUUCGCUGUGAAAGCCAAACAUAUCUCCGAAAUCCCUAAUUGCGUCGCGCAGGUUCUCGACCACGCUGCUUCGGGUCGACCCGGUGGUUGCUACUUGGAUCUUCCCACCGAUGUAUUGCAUCAGAAGGUUUCACCAUCCGAAGCUGAAAAGCUCUUGACCGAAGCAAAAGCGCUAGCAGAGAAAAACAAGGAGAAUCGUACCACGAAAGUUGAUGCUUCGAAAAUAGGUCAAGUUGUUUCGCUUCUGAGGAAUGCUGAGAGGCCAUUGAUUGUGGUUGGGAAAGGAGCAGCUUAUGCGAAAGCAGAAGAUCAGUUGAAGAAACUGGUGGAAACUACGGGAAUUCCGUUUCUUCCAACUCCAAUGGGGAAAGGUUUGUUGCCGGAUGAUCAUCGCUUGGCUGCCACCGCUGCUAGGUCGCUCGCCAUCGGGAAAUGUGACGUGGCGGUUGUUAUUGGGGCGAGGCUGAAUUGGCUUCUUCAUUUUGGGGAAUCUCCGAAGUGGUCGGAGGGUGUGAAGUUUGUAUUGGUGGAUGUGAGUAGCGAAGAGAUUGAGCUAAGAAAACCGUUUGUAGGUUUAGUUGGAGAUGCUAAACAAGUUUUGGAGACUCUAAACAAAGAGAUUAAGGAUGAUCCGUUUUGCUUGGGGAACACUCAUCCAUGGGUGGAUGCUAUUUCAAAAAAAUCAAAGGAGAAUGCUUCUAAGAUGGAGGCUCAAUUGGCGAAAGAAGUUGUGCCGUUUAACUUUCUUACGCCUAUGAAGAUUAUUAGAGAUGCUAUUUUGGAAUGGGGUGGAAGUCCUGCUCCUGUGGUGGUUUCUGAAGGCGCUAAUACCAUGGAUGUCGGUCGAGCUGUAUUGGUUCAGAAGGAGCCAAGGACUAGGUUGGAUGCUGGCACUUGGGGGACUAUGGGAGUUGGUCUGGGUUAUUGCAUUGCUGCCGCUGUUGCUUAUCCUGAUCGCCUUGUUGUUGCGGUUGAAGGGGAUUCUGGAUAUGGAUUUAGUGCCAUGGAAGUUGAGACAUUGGUUCGAUACCAACUGGCUGUGGUGGUGAUUGUUUUCAACAACGGUGGUGUAUAUGGUGGUGACCGUAGAAGCCCAGAAGAGAUAGAUGGACCUCACAAAGGGGAUCCUGCUCCGACAUCAUUUGUCCCAAAUGCAGGGUACCACACCAUGAUGGAAGCUUUUGGUGGAAAGGGUUACCUUGUUGGGACACCUGAUGAACUAAAGUCAGCUCUCUCAGAAUCAUUUUCUGCUAGGAAGCCAACCGUCAUAAAUGUUGUCGUUGAUCCGUAUGCCGGUUCUGAGAGUGGGAGGAUGCAACACAAGAAUUGAUUUAUCUACUCUAAUUACUUGCCAAACGAAUGCUAUGUAGUAUGUAGCAUUCUUUCCCUUCAACUUCAUUUAUUGUGGUUCAGCUUUUAGUUUUUGUUUACAGUAAUACACAGAAACUAGAAGUAAAAUAUAUAUAAGAUAAUCUCCCUUUCAAUUAUAAAUAAAAACUGAAAUAAAUUUUGUAUUAGAUAAUAAUCCAUUUAGGCCUCGGCUUCUUGGGCUUUAGAGACUAUGUUUGUCUUGAACCCAGUUUAUAGAUGAUCAGGUUUAGGCUGUAAUGUUAUACAGAGAUACAGAUCACACUCCAUUUACAGGAUAUGAGCUGUAGCUGGAAGGAUAUUGACUGUUUAUUUGUUUAAGCUUUUCUCUAUUUGAGUUUCUAUAGUACAUAAUAAAUUUAUGGACUGCUUUGAUA
Messenger RNA from Vicia villosa (hairy vetch), 2365 nucleotides. RefSeq names its product 2-hydroxyacyl-CoA lyase. The coding region runs from base 235 to 1950 and encodes 571 amino acids. Gene Ontology annotation, biological process: fatty acid alpha-oxidation. The transcript has 2 exons. Gene Ontology annotation, molecular function: thiamine pyrophosphate binding; catalytic activity; magnesium ion binding. The record is from RefSeq and is a predicted model, not a curated record. NCBI's taxonomy places the organism in Eukaryota, Viridiplantae, Streptophyta, Magnoliopsida, Fabales, Fabaceae. Gene Ontology annotation, cellular component: peroxisome.